GCCGAGCCACGGGCUUGGCUUUUUAUCUGAUUUACGAACAAAGAUUGAUAAAACCUGAUCCUUUUGCGCCUCCUCGGCGAUAAAUUUUUGGGUUUUUGCAUGCUCAACUCUCUCAUCUUCUCGUUGCUGUCUUUAAAGCUUCUGGUUGUAGCGAUUUGCAAUGGUCACCAAGGAUCCAGUCGAGCGGCAUCUGCCCGUUGCGGACGGUGAAGACAACGCCUCCCCAACGCUGUCCCAGACGGACGAGAAGGGCAUCGCAGAUGCUUCUAGCUACCCAUCUGAUGACACCGAAUCAAUCAGAGACUUCCCGUGGACUUGGAAAGCUACCGCUCUUGUUUGUGGUGUUGCCCUCUCCUGGGGCUCGUCUUUCUCUGAAAACACCCUCGGACCUCUGAAAAGCACUUUGAUAAAGAAUCUGGAUAUCAAUAACUCCCAGUAUGGAGCUAUUUCCUCGGCCACGUCGCUCGUGAAUACCGUCCUCCCAAUUCUCGGGGGCUACGGGCUCGACCAUUAUGGCGUCGAAUGGGGUUCUUUGGCGUGCUCGGUUGCAAUCUUCAUCGGCGCGGUGAUAUCAGCGGCUGGCUCCAACCAGGAUUCAUUUGCUUUAGUAGUCGCUGGGCGAGUUAUUAUGGGCUUCGGCAGCACUGUUAUCGAGACAUGUACAUCUAAGAUCCUGGCCCAUUGGUUCCAACACAAGGGACUUGGCUUGGUGUACGGCUUGGAUUUGUCGAUUGGGAAACUCAUUGUCCUGAUUGCGAAAGCCACUGCGGUUCCGAUGCGAGACGCCACUUCGUUCUGGGGCUGGGCGCUCUGGAUCCCCGCCAUUGUGUGUUUCGCCAAUCUUUUACAAAACAUCUUCUACGUCUGGUGGGUUUGGACACGACCUGAAUGGACUCGUAUGCCAACAGGCCAGGAGCGAGCCAGAGAGAUCACUCGUCGUGAACGCUUGCAGGCUGGCAACACUGAAGUGGCCACAACGAACACCAGCAAGAGCACUCGUACACUUCGGGCACUUCCUGACUGGAGUUCCCUCCUUCGCGUGCCUCGCUUCUUUUGGCUAGUCGCCUGCACACAAAUUCUCCAGGCCGGUGUGGUGGGAGGAUUUAGCGGUCUUAAUGCCGACAUAAUCAAAGAGACUCGAGGGUCCACGGCUCAGCUUGCCGGGUACACUUCCGCAGUACAACAGGUUAUUCCUGUCAUUUGCGCACCGUUGAUCGGGUCUUACUUUGACUUCUUCGGCCAUCGGAUGGUGUUUGUUAGUAUCACAUCGGCUAUCUGGAUCUUGGUGUAUUGCCUUAUUGGAUUUACCCAGACGAACGCCCUGGGCUCCAUGGUUAUCGCCUCAGUGGCGUCGACAAUGAACGCUCUUCCCUUCCUGGCAUCGAUCCCCCUCAUCGUCCCUGAUCAGCUUGAACUGGGACUCGUGUUCGGAAUCUGGAAGGUUUUCAACAAUGCUGGAAGUGUCAUUGUCGACAUGAUUGCCGGAAGGCUGCAGGACAUCACCCCUGGAGGCACGUAUGAGCGUGUCAUUGCUUUCCUUGUGGCUGUAAAGGGGCUGGAGUUCUGCCUUGGUCUCUUCUACGGAAUCUUGGACCGAAAGUAUCUCUCGGGAAUUCUGAGCAUCAACAACAAGAAGCGCAUGAAGCUUGAGAAAGAGGGCAAGCUUGAGGAUUGCGUUGGGCGUAAACCCUCCAAGGAGUAUACGACAGCAGGUAUUGGCUUGGUCUGCUCGCUGAUCAUCAUUGCUUGGGUGCUGUUCAUCAAGUACUCUAUUUGAUAAUGUUGAUUGAUGAAAUGUCAAAAAUGACAGUAUUUAGCUUUGCACACUGGACACGCUGCGGCAUCGCAGUCAGGGCAACGAAAUGAAAACUUUGCUCUUUUCUCCCCA
Colletotrichum godetiae is the source of this 1888-nucleotide messenger RNA. RefSeq names its product major facilitator superfamily domain-containing protein. The record is from RefSeq and is a predicted model, not a curated record. Gene Ontology annotation, biological process: transmembrane transport. Gene Ontology annotation, molecular function: transmembrane transporter activity. Bases 161 to 1777 code for a protein of 538 amino acids. The transcript has 6 exons. NCBI's taxonomy places the organism in Eukaryota, Fungi, Ascomycota, Sordariomycetes, Glomerellales, Glomerellaceae.